CAGUGCUAUGUCUGCAGUAAUAACAAAUUACACUUUUAAGCCUUUUUUGUUGCUUACGUCUCUAAAAUAAUGAUAUUUCAAAUAUGAAAAUUGAAACUUGAACUAUUAACCUGAACUGCCUCAUACAAGAAAUAUUAAAAAAACCUCCAUAUGUAAUGGUUAUAGUGUCUAAAUCAGAAGGAAUUUGAUCACUGCAAAAUCUACGAUGGUGAGACCCUUAUAAAGAUUGACACAUGUGCAUAAUUUAAAUUAUCUUCCAGUUUUAAUGCUAAGGCGAAAUUUCUGUAAAUAUGAUGGAGAACAAUAAAAAUCUAGCAACCAAUACUCAAGCAGGUUUACUUCCUAUGGAAUUAGCGGAAUCUAAUGAAAGAGACAGAAAAAUCGACUACAAAUGCAUUUAUUCAACAAUACAAAAGUUUAUCUUUAUAAUUGUUUUAUCAAUAAUGAUGAUCUCUACAUAUUUCUUUAUAUUUAAGUGGUUGCAAUGUGAUUCUAACUUUUCAACAUCCGAAAUAAUUUUGGUAUCUGAAAUGAAAGAUAAUUCAAACAUAACAUUAAUACAAGAUGAUGUAGAAAUUUAUCUAAGGCUUCGAAAUAAAACAAUAAAUGCCGGGAAACGUAAAAAGAGGCAGGCAGUAAAAGCUCAAAGUAAUAUUCGCCAAAAGCAUGUUACAUUCGAUGAAACGAAAAUAUGGGAAGCGAGACGAAUUAUUAAGGAACAUAAUAUGGCAUGUAAUGAAGGAAACCACAAAGAAGUUUGCAAAGAUUUGGUUCAAAAGUUAGAACAGUUGACCAAAAACGACAAAACGAGUAUUGAACAACGCAAUUCUAAAACAGAAACUACUGAAAUAAAUAAACGAGAUACUGUAGACCAAAGUUAUGAUAAAUCCCUAGAACCUUUAAACGACGACAAAUCUCUCCUUCAACAUAAACAUCCACAUGAUAAACGUAUUAACAGCUGUCUUUUAGGAAGUAUAUUAAAAAAAAACUUCCCGCAACCAGAAGGUGUAAAUGACGAUUCAGAUUUGAAUCAUGCAUCGCAGUCUUUGCAGCGCUUAAGGUUUGAUUUGAGGAGUUGUCUUACUUAAAUAACUUAAUUUCAUUAAAAUAUUCAAUAUUUUACACGUGUUUCAGAUACUUUGGUCCUUUUCUGAAUCAUCCGGUUUAUAGACACGAAAAUAUAGGAAGAAGACCUGGUUUACAUCCACAAGAUGUUGAUAUCGCGAUGCAAUAUCUAUCUAAAUCAGAAUCAAGUUCUACACAGGUCAUUAAGACUUCAUCUCCAACAAAUACAAAUUGCGUGCCAGGAACUACUUCAUGUUUAAAUGGUGAAGCAUGUAUUGAUAAUAGCAAAUGGUGUGAUGGAAAGGUUGACUGUGCAGAUGUCAGUGACGAAACAAGAUGCAGUUGUAAGUCAAGAGUGGAUAAAUCUAGAAUUUGCGAUGGAUAUUUUGACUGUCCCUUCGGCGAAGACGAAAUGGGAUGUAAUGGUUGCAAAGAGAAUACGUUCAGCUGCGAGGACCCGAAUGAAAAAUCUCGAAUUAUCUGCUUUUCAAAGGAACAAAGAUGUGACAACAUUGCCGACUGUCCCAAUCGUAAAGAUGAGAUUGACUGCAGUCUACUCACUCCAAGCUUGCAUAACAAACCGUUAUUUGCUGUAUCGAAUAGUGAAGGUUUCCUACAUAGAAAUUUUAAAGGAACUUGGUAUCCAGUGUGCAAAAACCCUUACAUGUGGGGCCAUGAUGCAUGUCGUAGAGAAACGGGUUUAAUAAUAAGGCCACCUUAUUUUCAAUUAGUAGAUAUAGAUCCUUUAAAAAGAAUUAAAUAUAUAAACACUGGACCCGUUGGCCAAAUACACAUGAGUACGAAAUGCUUCAAUUCAUCUGCGGUCUACGUCACAUGCGCAGACAUGUUGUGCGGUACUAGAGUACCGUCAGCCGGCCAGUUCAUGGAUCAAAAUAUCGAUAUGGAGCGUGAUCUAUACGGUCGUAACAAAAGAUUUUCAUUUAAUAGACCUUACAUAUUUUUUGCAAAUCGAUACAAAAGACACGCUAGUAUAAACAGUGAUAAAGGUCAAUACGAACAGAAAUUUGGCAAUGGAAGAGAUAAACGAACAGAUUUUAGAGUUGUAGGCGGAAUACCAAGCCAGCCAGCUGCGUGGCCCUGGGUAGCAGCGUUAUAUAGAGACGGAAUGUUUCACUGUGGUGGAGUCAUAUUGAACCAGCACUGGGUAAUGUCAGCAGCGCAUUGUGUGCAAAAAUUUUGGCAGCAUUAUUACGAAAUACAAGUAGGAAUGCUUCGUCGAUUUUCCUUUUCGCCGCAAGAGCAUAACCAUCGCGUAACUAAUGUUAUUGUUAACCAAAAUUAUGAUCAGGAAGAUAUGAAAAACGACCUCGCCUUAUUACGGGUUAGGUCUGCUAUUCAAUUUAGCAGAUGGGUUCGUCCGAUUUGCUUACCGGGACCCGAAACAGCAGGACCUAAUUGGAAAGAAGAACCUAAACCUAAUACUAUCUGCACCGCUAUUGGUUGGGGAGCUACUGCUGAACGCGGCCUUGAUCCUGAUCACUUGCGAGAAGUUGAAGUGCCAAUUUGGAGCCAUUGUAAGCACAAACAAGAUGAAGCUGGAAAAGAAAUUUGUGCUGGUUUAAAAGAAGGAGGAAAAGAUACAUGUCAAGGUGACAGUGGAGGACCACUUUUGUGUAAAAAUCCAAAUAAUAAAAAUCAAUGGUACGUUGCCGGCAUAGUCAGUCAUGGAGAUGGUUGUGCACGAGCUAAUGAACCUGGUGUCUAUACUAGAGUCAGUAUUUUUGAGGAUUGGAUUAAAUUUCAUAUUUUUUCUAAAGAUUUACCAACGAUACAGCCUAAACAUGACUGUCCAGGAUUUGUAUGCGAAUCAGGAAUUACAAAAUGCUUACCUAAAAAAAGAAUAUGUGAUGGAAUAAUUGACUGUCUUGGUGGUGAAGACGAAAUUAAUUGUGAUCUUGAGACGGUACCUGAAAACAAGCGUGAAACAUCACAAAAAGAAAAUGACGCUCACUUUGUGGAACGGGAAAGUAAUAAAAUAGAUAAACAAAGUCCUGAAGUUGCUAUUACAACCAUAUCGGAUAAAGAAUUUAAUAGCGACAAUUCAGCAAAGGGCUUCUUGAAUUACACAACCACAACCUCGUCGGCAAAGCAAGACGUUAGUCAUUCUGAAAAUUUAUUGGACUAUGAUUUUAAUCAUGCAUCAACUAUUGAGAUUAUUACUGACAGUGCAUCCGAGGAAACAGUUAUUAAAUCAACUUCCAAUGAAUAUGCUACCUUAGAUCCAGUAAUUUCACAAACAACCGAAGUGGCAUUAGAAUCGCAUACUGUAUCAAUAAAUACACCAAAAAAUAUUUUUGAAUCAGUAUCUUCUCAACUGAAAGAGAAAGAUAAAACCGAAAGCGAUACAAAGAUAUCACACAAUGACAUAUUAAAAAAUAUCACAAAUACUACGCAAUUAAAUGUCACUACAGAUAUUCCACCAAGAAAUGAAUCUUUACAUCGAGAUGUAAUUAAUAAUCCGAAUCAUACUCACAACAUUACUUAUUUUGAAAUAACUACUAAACACUUUACAACAGUAAAUGUUAUAGAAGAUAUUACAGAACCUUUUACCACGUCACAGUUUGAUAUUAGUAUUUCUCCGGAAGUAACAACUGAAACAGUUUUUGAAAAUAAUGAAAUGAAAAAACAAAUAAUUGGAACAGAAGUCUCACAUCUACAUUCUGCCAAGAGUAGGAAAAAGUUUGUAGAAUUUUCUAGGAUAUUCCAAAAUAUAUCAUUUGAUAAACGUUGUGAUCACAAUGCUGACUGUGAGGACGGUACUGACGAGCAAGAUUGUACGUGUGUUGAUUAUUUAUUCACUCUACAUAAAAAUCUUAUAUGUGAUGGUAAUUUUGAUUGUUUAAACGGGCUAGAUGAAAUAGAUUGUUUCGCUUGUGAAGAAAAUGAAUUCUUUUGUAAGAAAAGUAAACUUUGUUUGCCUUCAAACUAUGUUUGCAAUGGAGAAGUGAACUGCCCAGAUGGAGAGGAUGAAGACGAUUGCUUUGCUUUAUCAAAUGGAAGUGAUAUUGUUUUUGACUUCAAUGGACGGCCAGAAUUAAAACUAGAUGGAUAUAUAUCAGUAAGACACAAAAAUAAUUGGCAUAUUUUUUGUGAAGAUAAUUUAACAUUACAACAACAAGAACAAAAAGCUAACGAUGUUUGCCAAUAUCUCGGAUUCAGUGCCGCAAAUAGAUAUCUCAUAAAAUAUUUACAUGUAAAUAAAGAUAAAUUAAAGCCAAUAGACACAGAAGACAAAAGGAAUAAAAGAAAUAUUAAAUACCCAAUACACUUUACUUACCUAACUACUGAUACUGAUGAUGAAACGAGAUCUGAAAUGCUUAUUAAAGAGCCUGAAGUUUUAAAGGAAAAAUGUUUACCGAAUGUUACAAAAACAUGCAUGACAGUCUAUGUUUAUUGUGAUCAAUCACUUUUCACUAACUUCAACUCUAACCAUGCGUUGGAAAAAUUGACUGAACAAAACACAACUCACAUGUGGCCUUGGAUUGCAAAAAUUUAUAUAGAUGGUACUUAUAAAUGCACUGGAGUCUUAGUUGAUCCUUCCUGGGUGGUUAUAAGUGAUUCUUGCUUAUGGAAUACAAUCCGCCAGUUUGUCUCUGUGGUACUUGGAUCGCAUAAAACGCUUUCAUCAACACGUGGCCCAUACGAACAAGUAUUUCGAGUCGAUUUCAAAAAAGACUUAUAUUUAAGAAAAAUCACCAUCCUACAUCUGAGUGGGAAUGCUACGUAUUCGAGUAUGGUAAAACCCAUGUCAAUAACACAAACGUAUCUACCGGAAGAUAAUUUCAAAGUUUGUAUUGCCAUAGGUGAAGACGUUCACAAUAAAACAAUAAGCAUUUUUUUGAACGAAACCAGCCAUAACUGCCUUUCGAACAAUAGAUGCUUUGUGCGGCGUACAAAUUCAUCUAUUUGUGCUGAAAAUGUGAAUUUACAACGUCCAUGGGCAGGAAUCAUCAGCUGUCAUACAAACCUAGGAUGGUAUCCCGCUGCCUCCUUCGUAGAUAGCAGAGGAGAAUGUGGUCUUAAUAGGACAAUAAUAGGGACUGAUAUUGGAAACAUUAAAAACGAAAUUAAACUUAUCAAAGAUGUUUUCCAAAAAUCAAACAAUGGAACUAUAAGAGUAUUACCUGAAGAUUGUAAUGGUCAAAGAUGUGGACGUGGAAAGUGCAUAGAUUUAAGAAAUAUAUGUGAUGGUAUACGUCACUGUGAAGAUGGAAAUGACGAAUCCUAUGAUGCAUGUUAUAAAAAGAAACAGAUUUGCUCUCUUGAUCCUCUACAUAAUGGAUGCGAUUGUACAACAGAUCAACUGAAAUGCCAAAACGGUGAAUGCAUAUCAAAGGAGUAUUUCAGGGAUGGUAAGAAAGAUUGUAAAGAUGGUAGUGAUGAGCCUGGUGAGACGACUUGCGCUGAUUAUUUGGGACGUGUUAUGCCUUCACGACUUUGUGACGGAGUACUUCACUGCCACGAUAGAAGUGAUGAGAACCCUAAGUUCUGCAAAUGUUUCGCAAAGAAUAGCUUCAGGUGUGGCAGAAAUUCCGAAGGAAGUGACAGUUGCGUCGCUAUGGAUAUGGUUUGUGAUGGGAUAAACGAUUGUCCUAAUGGAGAAGAUGAAAAGAAAUGCAUUGGUUUAAGUGCUCCUCCGCGUACGCCGUAUGGUACAGGCAAGGUGAUAGUGCGUUCCCACGGAGUCUGGUACACAAAAUGUUACCCUUCAAAAGUACAUACAAAAUCUGAUCUCGAAGCUAUCUGUAGGCAAUUAGGUUUCAUCAGCGGCCAUGCUAAGCAGCUUCCAAUGCCAGACAAACUGAUCACAAUACCUCACAACAAAUAUGUUAUAGAUAACUUUAAUGAAAUUGUUUUUAACAAUAGAACGAAAAUUAAACUGAGAAAUACCAAUACACCUAUAGCUAGAGCAGUAAUUGGCGAUUUUGAAGAGUGUAAUCCAGUUUUUAUUGAAUGCCUUUAGUGUAAUUUAUCUUUAUCAUUAAACUUUUAGUAAAUUGUAAAAUUAAAAUGAAAGUAUUCAAAUAAUGUUUUAUUACUUAAAGUUAUCUAUUCGUCAUUAGUAGUUUAAUGUUUAACAAUACUGUUAUUUAUUGAUUUAUAAAUACUGCCAUCUUUUAAUAUUAAACUAAGCUGUGAAGGUAGUGAAGUGGAGGUUUUAAGUACGGUUUGCUUUACGUUUUGCUUAUAAAAGAUGGCGCUUUUAAUUAUAUUUAUUCCCUAACUUAAUUGAAGCUUACUUCUUCGUAACAUGUGGAAUGAACUAAUAAUUUACUAACAAACCCUCCCAAGAUAUAAUCUACAAUUAAAUCUACAACUCUUCUUGUAUCUCAUCUAAUUAUACAAAUUAAACUUUUUCUAAUUUCCUUAUUCCA
Messenger RNA from Papilio polytes (common Mormon), 6461 nucleotides. It is a transcript of the gene ndl, whose product is annotated as serine protease nudel. Lineage: Eukaryota; Metazoa; Arthropoda; Insecta; Lepidoptera; Papilionidae. Gene Ontology annotation, molecular function: serine-type endopeptidase activity; protein binding. The transcript is spliced from 24 exons. The record is from RefSeq and is a predicted model, not a curated record. Gene Ontology annotation, cellular component: membrane. Gene Ontology annotation, biological process: proteolysis. Bases 1226 to 6049 code for a protein of 1607 amino acids.